Actinia tenebrosa (Australian red waratah sea anemone) is the source of this 3080-nucleotide messenger RNA. RefSeq names its product protein SSUH2 homolog. NCBI's taxonomy places the organism in Eukaryota, Metazoa, Cnidaria, Anthozoa, Actiniaria, Actiniidae. The record is from RefSeq and is a predicted model, not a curated record.
UGUCGAGUGACCCCAACCCUUGGUGCCUUGCACAGGGUGUCGACCGAUAUAGCAAGGAAUAGUUCUGUACUUGGAAUAAAAAACCGUGUUUAUUGAUAAAAAUCCACUCUUUCGAAGCUUCAAGAGACAGAUCUUAAGUUUUUAAAUAGACUAGGAAUACAAAGCAAAGAUGAGCCAAGGGUAUCCUUCCGGCCAGGGAUAUCAACCCGCAGGACAAGGACAAGGACCCUAUCCUCCAGUUAAUCAGCCACCAGUUGGAUAUGCUCCUCAGCAACAGGGGUAUCCACCACAGCAACAAGGCUAUGGUGGACAAGACCAGAAAGGCUAUCCUCCACCGCAACAGGGAUAUGGACCACCUCAACACCAGGGUUACGGAGCACCUCCCCCUCAGCAAGGAUACGGAGCGCCUCCCCCUCAGCAAGGAUAUGGAUCACCUCCACAGCAGCAAGGAUAUGGAGCCACUGGGCAAGCUCCUCCAAAUCUGGCUGUUGGAGGAGAAGUAGACACUCCAUCUUAUACUGGAUCUGAUAUUCCUGACCAAGAUGUCGAAGGAAAAGAAAAUGCUGCACCACCAACCCCCACUGCUCCUCCUCCUAGUCUUUUUGGUACUUUACCUGGAUAUGAAAAUACUAAUUAUGGUUCUCCAUAUCUGCCUCCACCACCCCCUUAUGAACCGCCCCCACAGCAGAAUGCUCCACAACAAGUCUUCAGCCAAGCAACAUCAAUCACUGAAGAUCAAGCAAGAAAUGCUCUGCUUAAAUUUGCUGAUGAUCACUGUUGCUAUGGAAAAGGCGCAGCCAGAGACAUGGACAUCAAAGACAUCCAGCCAACAUGUGGUUACCAUUAUUCCUUGUCCAGUUUUGGUGAGAGUAGAUCAACUGCCUGGGCAUUUCAACCUUACACUGGCCAACCCUUAGAUACCCCUAACAAUGGGGUACCUCCUCAACCAUGGAGCAUCCCAGCACAUCCUCCCAAAAUGUUUCAAGAUUCUGUUGUAAAGAUUGAAGUUCCACACACUGCAGUACUCAAGCCAUGCCAUGAGUGCCAUGGUGCAGGGUACAAAAGAUGUUACAACUGUUAUGGGCGUGGCAGGACAAGGUGUACAUUCUGUCAUGGAUCUGGACACAAAAGUGUGUAUCGAGAUGGUGAACAUCACCAUGAACACUGCACAUGGUGUCAUGGGAGUGGUCGCAGGAGGUGUACCACUUGUCAUGGUCAUGGUCGAGUCAGGUGCUGGACUUGUUGUGGUCAAGGCAAUUUGAAGACCUACAUUGAGCUUACUGUGAAAUGGACAAAUCAUUUGUCAAACCACGUUGUUGAACGAACUGACCUUCCCGAUGAAUUGUUAGUGAACAGCUCUGGCACCGAGAUCUUCAGUCAGGAGUUACCACGAGUGUGGGCAAUCGAUAGUUUCCAUGACAAUGACGUCAAUGCUGGAUCCAGAAAGCUUGUUGAUGAACAUGCAAGGAACUUUGGAAAUGAACGAAUCUUAAUGCAGCGUCAGGUUCUGCGUGCUGUUCCAGUGUCCGAGGUUCACUACAAGUGGAAAGAUAAUGACUCCAGGUACUGGGUGUAUGGUCAUGAUCAUAAAGUCCACGCUCCAGACUACCCACAAACUUGCUGUUGUGGCUGUACGAUUCUUUAAGAUGACCCACGCCUUUGCACCUGAGCUAUAGUUAGUUUAACAGUAGCCACGGAGGUAGCGACAGCCAGGAUGCAAUGUUCUUUUCAUUUUAUUCCCAAAAGAAGAAAAAUUCUGCUGUUUUGCCCCACACCACAUGGCUGCCUUGAAACCCCUCUACAGUAUGUGCGAUAUAGUGUGUAGUCAUUAGUAGAUUUAUAGAAGUAGUUAUUUAGCUUGCAAAUUAAUGAUAGCAUAGAAAAUAUUAUUCUUAUUUUUUAGAUGUCACUUAGAUAGAGACAAAUAAAUCGAUGGUCAAAGAUAAAAAAGAAAAGAAAUGCGCGCUAUGAUACCACAGGUAACCCAAUAGUAAGAAUACUCGAAUGAAGGGUUAGCGAAUAUUUCUAUUUUACUAUGCAUGCAUCAAGAGUUCUGCACUACUGCUCUAAGCGCAUUCUCAAUGGGUCAAAAAGUUGGAUCAUGGGUUGUAAAGAUUACUAUAUUUCAAUUUUAUUUUUUUAAUAAAGUACAAUUUUCAUUAAACUGUGCUUGAAUUAAUUAAAUUUUCGACCCAUGAUCUCACUUUUUGACCCCUUGAGCAUGGCCUUGUAGCAGUGGUAGCGCGGGACUCGUGAUGCAUAUAUAGCGAUUGUUACCAUUUUAAAGUUCUUUUAUAGUGUCUUCGUUCGUGCCACGCCUUCCCAUGUCCAAUCAAAGGUCGCGUAUUUUACAUCCUUUUAUUAUUUUGCCGUAGUUAUGUCGUUAUAAAGCAACGACACGGUCACGACACUGAAUUGACGAAAUCCUUUGACUAAUCACAUUACACGAGAGCUAUACUCAGCUGAUGAAAAUGCUCGAAAACGGCUUAUCACGACACGGCAUUCACAGGAUUCAUAUUUUCAUUCAAGUAUAUUUUUUCUAAUAUUAACCCCGAAACUGACAUUUUACAUUAACCCAGGUCAUGAAUGUUUUAAAUCCAUACAAAAAAUUCUCUAGAUAGCAUUGGAUAGUAUAGAUAUAUUAUGUCUUCGGGAAAUAACAUGCCAUCAUACACCGGCGUCAUUCAAAUUAAAACAUUCUUAACGCGGUUUAUUUUUCGCAAAGGCUCUCAAGCGGGAUGGGUGGAAGGAAGCCGAGACCUGCUACGCUAGGUCUUAUAGCUUAUUAGAAAUAUUGGGAGAACUUUCAAAUCGAGAUCACCAAGCAAGUGAUACAGCAUUCUUGCACCCAAGCCCAUUUCAGCUUUCUAACAAAAAAUCGAAUUUCGCUUAAGAGGGCAUGGAUUGGACAAUAGGUGGGGAGGGGGAGGAAUUUGCAUUAACAAACAAUGGAAGCCAAAGGAUCUUACACUAUUGAACAGUGUUUAGUUAAUCAUUUUUCAUGAGUUCUCCUACAUAAAUCUGUUUAAGUCAUUACAUUUCAAUUCAACGAGACAUCAUUAAAAAAAUAUUUGACGGAA